AUGAUGUCCCUUCUUGCGCAAGCAGCUUUUCUCAUCCAUGCUGCAACAGCAUAUGCUUCUACCGUCACAUACGACUUCAACAUCACUUGGGUGACAGCCAACCCAGAUGGCAUUAAGGAACGCCCGGUCAUCGGCAUUAACGGGCAAUGGCCUCUUCCGGUGAUCAAUGUCACUCGGGGGGAUCGUGUCGUUGCAAAUGUAUACAAUGCCCUUGGAAAUGAAACAACCAGUCUCCACUGGCAUGGGAUGUUCCAAAAUGGCACCACCCAUAUGGACGGCGCCCCAGGAGUUAACCAGUGUGGCAUUGCGCCGGGGAGCUCUUUUGUCUACAAUUUUACACAGGUUGACCAAGCCGGUAUCUACUGGUAUCACUCCCACAGGCGUGGUCAAUAUCCUGAUGGCCUACGGCAGGCCUUGAUUGUUACAGACCCAGAGAAUCCUUAUCUCGGGCAAUACGAUGAGGAGCGAGUGAUCACCCUCUCGGACUGGUACCAUGACGAGAUGCCAGGACUGUUGGAGGAAUUCAUCAGUGUAACGAAUCCCACCGGUGCAGAACCUGUGCCCAAAUCUGCUCUGAUGAAUGACACACAAAAUCUCACUGUCUCUGUGGAGCCAGGAAAGACAUAUUUGCUCCGUCUGGUGAAUGUGGGUGCUUUCGCCAGUCAAUACUUCUGGAUGGAGGGUCACACCAUGAGGAUUGUCGAAGUUGAUGGGGUAUGGACCAACGCUUCGGAGGCGAACAUGAUCUAUGUUACUGCUGCAGAGCGCUAUAGUGUUUUGGUCACAAUGAAAAAUGAGUCAAGUCAAAACUAUGCCAUGGUGGGGAGCAUGGACACAGAUCUCUUUGAUGCUGUUCCUCAAACGCUAAACUACAACGUAACGGGGUGGUUAGUAUACAAUAACCUAGCCGAAAAGCCUGCAGCGGCCCCGAUUGACACCUUCAACCCGUUUGAUGACAUGGAACUCUACCCAUUCGAUGGGCUUAGCUUAUAUGAUGAAGCAAACCACACCAUCACUAUGGACCUCAGCAUGAGUAAUUUAGGGGAUGGCGCAAACUAUGCCUUUUUCAAUGGUAUCACAUAUGUUCAACCCAAAGUACCAACACUUUACUCGGUCAUGUCCACUGGGUUGGCCGCCACGGAACCUGUAAUCUACGGUCCGAACACCAACGCUUUCAUCCUACGUAAAGGAGACAUCGUUGACGUAGUCCUCAACAAUGAUGAUUCGGGAAAGCAUCCCUUCCACCUUCACGGGCAUAAUUUUCAGGUUAUUAGUCGUAGCGCAGCGGACGCAGGACACUUCAACACAAGGGAUCAUCCGGCUUAUAGAUCUACCCCGAUGCGCCGGGAUACUGUUUUUGUUUAUGGGCACGGCAAUUUCGUCAUUCGAUUCAUUGCCGAUAACCCAGGGGUUUGGCUGUUCCACUGCCAUCUUGAAUGGCACAUGGCGAGCGGUCUCGCCGCCACGAUGAUCGAAGCACCACUCAGUCUACAAAAGACACUCGUAAUUCCGGAGAGUCACUACCAAGUCUGUAAUGCCACAGGCACCUUCACUGCGGGUAACGCUGCCGGGAACACCAAGGACCUAUUUGAUUUAACGGGCGCAAAUAUGUCACCAGCACCACUGCCUGCGGGAUUUACGGCACGAGGAAUUAUUGCAUUGGUAUUUAGUUGCAUCGCAGCGGUCUUGGGGUUGAUAUCUAUUGUCUGGUACGGUCUUGCACCGGUUCCAGCAAGUCCAUCCACAUAA
Messenger RNA from Aspergillus ochraceoroseus IBT 24754, 1749 nucleotides. It is a transcript of the gene fetC, whose product is annotated as putative ferrooxidoreductase Fet3. The coding region runs from base 1 to 1749 and encodes 582 amino acids. Gene Ontology annotation, molecular function: ferroxidase activity; copper ion binding. The transcript is spliced from 6 exons. Lineage: Eukaryota; Fungi; Ascomycota; Eurotiomycetes; Eurotiales; Aspergillaceae. The record is from RefSeq and is a predicted model, not a curated record. Gene Ontology annotation, biological process: reductive iron assimilation; cellular response to iron ion starvation. Gene Ontology annotation, cellular component: high-affinity iron permease complex.